AUUAUAUUUUUUUACUUUCAGAAUUAAAAUUAUCCCGAGACAAGAUCGAAGUGUGAUAUAAGAAAAACAGAAUUAUCUUUUUUGGAUCCAACCAAAAGUAUCUGGAUCCAAUCAGAAGUUUCUUUAACCAACAAGAAGUAUCUGAAAUCAACCAGAAGAAUUUGGAUCCAACCACUCCAGAAGUAUCUCAAAUCAACCAGAAGUAUCUAGAUCUAACCAGAAGUAUCUGGAUCCAACCAGAAGUAUCCGGAUCCAACCAGAAGUAUCUGGAUCCAACCAGAAGUAUCUGGAUCCAACCAAAGGUAUUUGGAUCCAACCAGAAGUAUCCAGAUCCAACCAGAAGUAUCCGGAUUCAACCAGAAGUAUCCGGAUCCAACCAGAAGUAUCUGGAUCCAACGAGAAGCAUCUAUUUUGAUCUGAUCUAAUAAAUAUCUGAGCCCAUCCCAACCCUGUAAAAAUGAUUCUUCUUCUACUCUUUAUGUUAACAUCAACAGAUAUGCUGGCUCUAAGUGAUAGCAGUGCAGGAGUCUCUUCAGAAACCAGGAUUGAAGAAAGUUUAUCCUCUGGAAACCUGACUGUUGUACAAGGGGAGACCGUGAUGCUAGUCUGUACUGUACUCAACCUUGGAGAUAAAUCGGUUUCCUGGGUGCGUCUAAAAGACCCUAACCCUCAGUUAAUGUCUCUAAACAACGUUACAAACUCUCAAAACCCCAGGUUUCGAGCUCUGGUAUCCGACUGGAAAGAGUUUGUUCUUCUGGUAAAGAAUGUGAAGGAAGAAGAUGCUGGGCUUUAUCAAUGCCAGGUUUCUGGACCCAAGCAUACAUCGAUAACAAGGACUGUUUCUCUCACUGUUAUAGAGGGAAAUACUGAAAUCCUUGAUGGACCAGUGAUCUAUGUUGAUCCUCUCUCCACCCUGACGCUAACCUGCCGGGUAGAUUUCGGACACAAAACUCCAGAAUUUCUCAUCUGGAGGAAAGAAGACAAGAUACUGAAGUUUGAGGGAGGAGAGGGAAUGGUUGAACCCUAUCUAGAGCAAGAUCAACAGGGACGUCAUCUCUCACAUCUUCACGUCAAGGAAUAAUAUUCUCUCAAUUAUUUUUUACUUAAAAUAAGAAGCCGGGUUAAAAAGGGGCUUAGAAAUAAAAAAAUAUGAAUUUUUCAAGGUAAAGAAAAAAAUCUUAUUCAAAAUUGGUUUCCUCUGGACCAAAUGUUUUUAUAAAGAUACCCCAGAAGCAAACAAUAUUUAAGUCUAACUAUUUGAGACCUUAAAAAAGUUUCAAGUUUAAAAAGUGCUAAAUUAGCGUAUGCUGGUGUCGUAGCGUAGCACUUAAAAUGGUUUACGGGCUCAAACAAAAUAGCAGUAACAUUCCCCUUGAUAAAAGAUUGUUAACACGAAGUCUAGAGGUUAAUGCUAGUAUUUAAAUACUAAUAGCUCCAUCUUGUGUAUAAAAGCGUAGAAGGGGAAACUAUUCUAUAUUUACUUGUUUAGUUAAUUGACAGGAAAUACAGGAAAUACAUGAAAUACAGGGUACAUUAGAUAGAUUAUAGCUGAGGUAAAAUAGAUUCAAGUUUAUAUUUCUUUAUGUUCUCUACAAAAUAUCUAAUAUUUUGUUUUAUUAUAACAUAAAUAUUGAUAUAUCUUCAAUGUAAACUUGAACAUAUUGAGUACAUGAUAAAUACAGAGAAGAUAAUGUUCACUGUAAGUAAUAAACGAAGAGAAGAAUAUGUACACUAUAAAUGAUGAUUAUAGAGAAGAAUAUGUACACUGUACAUAAUAAAUAUAGAGAAGAAUAUGUUCACUGUACAUGAUAGUUAUAGAGAAAAAUAUUUAAACUGUACAUUUUGAAUAUAGAGAAGGAUAUGUAAACUGUACAUGUUGAAUAUAGAGAAGGAUAUGUAAACUGUACAUGUUGAAUAUAGAGAAGGAUAU
This is a messenger RNA of Eurytemora carolleeae, 1930 nucleotides long. RefSeq lists its product as uncharacterized. Gene Ontology annotation, biological process: synapse organization. Gene Ontology annotation, cellular component: neuron projection membrane. Lineage: Eukaryota; Metazoa; Arthropoda; Copepoda; Calanoida; Temoridae. The coding region runs from base 458 to 1081 and encodes 207 amino acids. The transcript has 8 exons. The record is from RefSeq and is a predicted model, not a curated record.